Messenger RNA from Zerene cesonia (dogface butterfly), 7107 nucleotides. Its product is annotated as nuclear pore complex protein Nup153. The transcript is spliced from 7 exons. Gene Ontology annotation, molecular function: structural constituent of nuclear pore. Gene Ontology annotation, biological process: protein import into nucleus; RNA export from nucleus. NCBI's taxonomy places the organism in Eukaryota, Metazoa, Arthropoda, Insecta, Lepidoptera, Pieridae. Gene Ontology annotation, cellular component: nuclear pore. The record is from RefSeq and is a predicted model, not a curated record. The coding region runs from base 122 to 4456 and encodes 1444 amino acids.
CACAUUUGUAAGACGCCAUAUUGUGUCACGUUUUAGCAGUUACUGCAUUUAUUAGACUGAAUCUUUUCAAUAAAACUUGCUGCAGUAACAUAAUAUUCAGUUAUAUACAAAAAAUUAAAAUAUGAAUUCAAAUAAUAGAGAAAAACGUACGUGGGAUUCUUCUAAUGCACCAAAAUCAUUUGUCCAGAAUGUAACAUCAAAAAUGACAGAAUUGUUACCAUCCACAAUAACCAAAUGGUUUAGCGGUCCAGGUUCAUCCAGUGCUAAUGGAUCAGCAACAGUAAUUGAAAUAAGUGAUUCAUCCACAGAAGAAGAGGGACUAGAUAGUAAUUUUAUUCCACCACCCAGAAAGCGCAUGCGUCGCAAUUCUUCUGUCACCAACCAUUUUAUGGAUAUUGAGACUGCUUCUUCAAGCACAAGUACUAAUGCAGCAGAUGUUGUUCAGAGUCCCCCAAUAUAUUUGUCAAACAAGUGUAAGUAUUACAAAAAAGGUCCAGAAUUCAUGGUAAUGGCUUACAAUGGCAAGCAAAUGAAUGAAAUGAAUAAAUCAACACCUAAAAGCUCAGAUCCAGCAAAGAGAGUAUCUGAAAUACUUAAAAAUGCAUUGUAUUCUGGUGAUUCAUUAAUGGCUAAAACUCGGAAACCUUUUCUUAACUUUUCUACAGCUGAAAGCAUGAAUGAAGUUGAUUCACACAUGGAUGAUUAUCAAUCUUAUAAUAAAUCCUCAUUACUUGGUUCAACAUUCUAUCCUGGUCAAACAUCAUAUGGGGGUGCAUCAAACAGCCCCGUUAAUUUCAAAGGCUCUAAUAUCCUAAACAAGAAAAGUGCAGGGCUAAAUAAAUCCAAAACCGGUGAAAAGUUAGACAUAAGCCAAACUACUAAACAUAUAAUGGAUUUAUUAGAUAGCAUUUCUUCACCAGUGGCUGAAGCAAGAAGAAUAUCGCAAUAUGUUGAUCCAGAUAAGAGUAUAAGUACUUCAAAUGCUAAUCCUGAUUGCAAGAAAGUUAUUUCAUACAAAACACAAGAGCUCCCUGUGCCCAAUAUGGCAAGCAUUCUGAGCUUAAAAAGGAAAUCCCGACUCAUCGGUACAACAAGUUCAGCAAGACAGAUUAUAUCGUCACACAGUAGUUCUUUAAAUGUGUCUCCUUAUGCAACAAAGACAAAAAGUCCCCAGCGAAAAAGAGCUAAGUUUGUAACUAAGAUAAAAAAUACGACACGCAACAGCAGAGCAGAUGAAAUAAAUAACAUUGACACACCUGCAUCUUUGGAUUUACCACCAGCUGUGUUACAGAUUGAUGAAAAUAAUUUACCAAAUUUUGCAUUUGCUUCUCCAAUUUCAACGUCGCUAGCAAUUUCUAAUAAUAGUUCACCAUUGCACACAUCUAUAACCUCUGUAGGGAAUAUAAGUCAGCCUGAGAAUGGAAAUUUACAUAAUCCAAUUGUCUUACAAAGUAAGUCUAUGAGUAGUUAUUAUUCAUUUCCGAAAUCAGUUACAGUUUCUCGUUUGUCUAUUAAUAGCAACCAGUUACCAAAAUAUACUUUUAUAAGUCCUGAGAUAACUGAUGAUGUAAUUAAAAUAGAUAACACAAAAUCUGACUCUAUUCCAUAUAUUGUAGGUACAUCCCAGAACAAUGAAUUAGCUAGUACAAAUACUUCUAACUGGAAGUGCAAUGAUUGUUGGGUUUCCAACAAGCCUGAUGUGAGCAAAUGUGUAUGUUGCGGUGGUAAGAAACCAGUAACAGAGGAAACAAAGAAUUGUUCUGUUUGUCUGGUUAAAAAAUGCUUGGAGACAUCUGAUGUAUGUAGUGAUUGUACAAAAACUCGUACUAAUAACACAAGUAAAUCUGACUUGUCUAAAUGGAAAUGCAAUGACUGCUGGGUAAAUAACGAUUCUAAUGAAGAUAAAUGUGUUUGUUGUGGAGGAAAGAAACCAAGCACAUUAUCAGAACAAAAUAACACUGAAUUUUCUUCAAGUACACCAAUGGUUGGAACUUCUUCUAAGUGGAAAUGUGAAGAUUGUUGGGUUAGCAACGAUGCUCAAGCAGAUAAUUGCAUCUGCUGUUUGGCACGAAAUCCUGCUAAGAAAAUUGAAGUUACUAAGUCUACUGAUAAAGGAUGGAAAUGUAAUGUUUGCAUGUUAGAUAAUGUAUCUCAGGUAGCAAAUUGUAUAGCAUGUUUAACAUCUAAACCUAAUCCAAGCUCUGAGAGCAAUGUGCCUCAAAAUUCCUCAACAUUAAAUUUUCAAAGUAGAUCUAGUGACCCACUUAAAAAAAUUAUGAAAAGUCAAUCACAAAAGUGGGAAUGUCAAUAUUGCCUUGUACAUAAUGAUAGUGACAAAAGUCAGUGUGUUUGUUGUGACUCUGAAAAACCUGGUGCUACCAAGCAGCCACAGUCUAAAUUUAAUUUUGGUAUAUCACCAAACACAUUUAAAUUUGGUAUUGAUCCAACAAAGACUACAGAACAGGCAAAGGUUAAUGAGAAUAAAUCUCUAGUAAAGGAAACAAAUAAUAAUGAGUUACCUAAAGUUGCAUUGAACUUUGGCAUUCAGUUUGAUGUAACAGAUAUAGCAGACAGAGAGGAAGACCAGGCUAAAGGAAACGGAGAAUCUGUAGCAAAAGCACCAGCUUUGGUAAGAUCCACAGAGUCCACUAUGCCAGUGGAACAAACAUUUUCAUUUGGAAUACCUAAAGAAACAAAACCUGAUUCAGUUAUUAAUGAAGUUAGAGCAAAUUCAUCAUCUGAAUUUGCAUCAAAAUCAAAUAUGGACAUAAAUGAAAAGGCCCAAGAAGUGCCCAAUAUAGAGAGAAAUGAGUCUACCAAUCUGCAAUUAUCAUCACCAUUAUUUACUAACCCUACACCACCUACUGUGCAGACUUCCCAAGCAACGGCAACCUUUGCAACAGUGUCAGAUAAUUGUGUUGCAAGUACAUCUUCUAUACCUGUGACUACUUCUGCAGGUUCUGCUGCUAGCUCUGGCAAUUUCUUCAGUCCUGUAUCAACGGCAGUUGCCUCUACACCUUUUAUAAAACCAGCUGGUUCUUCAGGUAACACAGAAUUGUUCCAGAAUAACCAACCAAAUAAAACUGGUGUCAACUUUAUAGCUCCUCCAUUAUUCCAAAAGAAUACUAUUCAACAACCUGCAACAUCUUCAUUAUUUCAACAAACUGAUAAACAGAAUUGUGGAAAUGCAACUAUUACACUCCGUCAGAAUACUGCAAUGUCAUUACCCGAGCCAUCAUUGUUCCAGCAAGCUGAACCUGCACCUACUGUGCCUGUAUCAGCUUUCUCAGCAGCUUCGGGGUCUGUUACAUCGAAUCCAAAUUUAUUUUCGAAAAAUGACCCACCUACUACAACACAGGCAGCUGGUCCUUCUGCGCCAGUAUUUAGUUUUAGAUCAAAUAAUCAAAUGUUGCAAACAGAGAAACCAAAAUUAAAUUACGCAUUUGGAACUAACAGAGAAACUAAUUCAAACGCGUUAGCUGUUCCUAUCAGUGGUAUUUUUUCAUCUACACCUAAUGCUAGAGUGGCCCCAAAUGUUGUGGCGCCUCUAAGCGGAAACGCAUUGCAAAACAGUAAUAAUAUAUUAAGUAGUAUUUCUUCAGGAACGAUUGGUGGACCCUCAGGUGGUUCAGGUGCUUCAAGUGGAAAUGUUUUACUUGGCAAUAGCGCAGCUCCAACAAGUGGUACCAAUAUGGCUGGUCCAUCUGUCGUAUUUGAUAUAUCAUCAGAAUCAUCAAAUUCUAGAAAUGAUUUGCCACCAUUAUCACCAUUAUCACGAAUUUCGACACCACCAUCAGGUUUAUUUGGAGCUGCAGCACCAACUGAUGCACCCAGUGUAUGGACAUCUAGUAACAAAUCAGGUUCCAGUUUAUUUGUUACCAAUCCAUCAAGCAAUGUUAUCCAAAAACCAGUCUCGUUUUCAUUUGGAAGUAAUAGUAUGUUGUGCAAUAUUAACAUGAUUAAUAAUACAGAUAGUAAAAUUUUCGGUGAGAGCAGGUCUGAAACACCGAAUGCCUUUAACCCAAAUACAAAUAACGCACCAAUGUCUAUGUUUUCGUCUCCUGCGCCACACCAAAACACACAUUUGUUUGAAACUUCUUCUUUACAUUUGCCUAAUAAUCAGCCUACAUCAGGAUUAUUUGGACAACAAAACGUAAAUACACCAUUUGGAAAUGCUGCGCAGAGCUCAAUGCCAAUCGGUACAACAUUUAAUUUUGGACCAACAACGCCUACUGGAAUCUUUGGAUUUGGACAGCAAUCGCAGCAGCAGCAGCAGCAGCAGCAGCAGCAGCAACAGCAGCAGCCGCAGCCACAGCCGCAGCCGCAGCCGCAGCAGAGUGCUGUGUACAAUUUCGGCGCGUCGGCGACGCCGCAAGUGCAAUUCUCAGUGGGCAGCGCGCCUAACACGACCAUGCGGCGGAUGCGCAAGGCUGUCCGGCGCUCGACCCAGCGAUGAGUAAAGCCUCGCCGCCGGCUCUAAAUAGACGAUUUGUUACCUUGUGCUCUAAUUGGUCAAAACAGAACAUUAUGCGAGUGCAGUGAAUCGAAACAGUAAAUGAACGGUUAUGGACUACAUUAAUUGUUCUCCAUUAACCCUCAAAAACGGUUUUUAUUUCGUAAAUUAUUGCAUGGAAUAUUUUUAUGGUUGCAUGGUCGGAAUAGUUUUUUUUUAUAGUAAUGUAAAUAUCAAGAAUAGGAUCUUUUAGCCCCAUUAUUAUCAAUUUUUUUUUAUCUGUUGCACCUUUAGAGUAUAAAUAAACAAGCUAUAGAGCGCGGGUGUCACAUCUUUCCGUUGUGCCAAUUUUAAGGAAAUUUGAUUAGUAUUCACCAUUUUUAUACUAAGCAUAUAAAAAUGUUCCUCUUCAACUCAAUGUGACGCGUAUUGCUUUCAAACUAAUUGAGUGCGUCAAGAAAAAGAGAUGACGCAGUAAAUCAGUUUGAAAAUAAUAUAUUGUAACGAUGUAAUAUGUUCCUCCUUGUGCUUUCACUUCAAACUGAGUGACGCGCGCUCUAUAGCUUACUUAUGUAUACUCUAUGCUCUAAGGUGUCGCCAAUUGUCCUAGAAAUUGAAAUUUUUCCUUAAAAAUGUUAAGAAUAUUAUUUUAUAUUAUGCUUGCCAUGUAUAUGUUGAUGAAUGAAAAGAAAAUCACAGCUUCUGGGUUGUAAAAUAAUAUACGAUAGAUAAUAUGCGAUAGUUAAUAUUGAAUAAGGUAUAAGAUACAGUUAUAGGUAUAUAUAGUUGUUAGUUGUUAGUUUAGUAAAAGAUUUUUAUGCAUUUAUGUAUGUGAAUUAUGAAUGUUUCAUUUUAUUAAUAAUCAGAAGCCAUGCAUGAUACGUAAAAUAUAAUAUGAAUGUUAUAAAUCAUCUUCGUUCCCCUAUACCAGUUUUAUUAGUGUUUUAUAUGUAGACAAUUGGGAGAACAUUCUGAUAAUAUAAAUUUGAGCAAGUAAUGUAUGCUAUUUUAUCAUCUUUCCUGUCGAACAGGACCAUAUAGUAAAAUAUUAAGAAAUUUUGGUACCAUUCACCUACCAUUGUAUAUAAAUUUUAAGAAAAUUAGGUACCAUUCACUGUUCUUUCCCUGCCAUUUUGGGAACUUAGUGUAGUAACGGAGAAGUUUCCAGUGGUAGUGCCGGUCACGCAUUUUUGCACAAAUACUUAAACCUAUAAUUGUUAGAUUUGCAAAUGUGUUACUUCACUAUAUGAGGGCAAUCAUUCGUUUAUUAUACGAAUGUCGGUACGCAUGUGUGUGACCCGUGUAACUUAUAUAAUUGAACAAACCGAUUAGAAAAUUUAAUUGAAAAUGUUCUUAAAUUUUAAAUAGUUCUAUAUCACAAGAGACACAAAUUAAUGUAAAAAAAAGUAAUGUCUCUUGAUUGCUCUUGCAAGGUGCAUUAGAUAUGUAACCCUCAUUCGAUAUUAUUUAUUUAUUUAUAGUAAAAUUUAAUAAUUUCCAUUCUGUAUCAAGUGCAUUUUGAUUUAAAAUGUAUAAUUACUUGUAUUUAAUAAUUUAAUGAUUGUCUUUAGGAAUACUAAUAUUCGUUUUAUGUAAAUACGCGUUUAUUGGCGCCUGAAUUAUUACCCCAAACACAGUUAAAAAAUUAAUUUUUUUGUAAGUUAUUUGCAAUUUAAUUGUUAAUUUAGUGUACUUGGGCUCUACUUGAAAUUCAGGGAAAGAAGUAUUUUACUUCUAUAUCUAAAUUAAACCUUAUUUAAUUUAAACCCUUCAGUUGUUCACGUAAACGAAGUUGCGGGCUAAAAGUAAGGGCUAACUGGUAGUAAAAUAAUAUUUAAAGUUGCAUACAAACGAAUAUUAGUACAAUCCUAUUACUUUUACCUUCUCUUAUAAAGCUCAGUUUGAAUGUUUUAUAUAUUUGAUCGUUGAAUUUUUUUUUAAAUUCUUCAGAUCUCUGAUUUUAUGGAUAUGAAUUUAUUUAUUGAAAUUUAAAUGUUACUGGCGUAGGUCUAUUACGUAUCGCAAUCUACAAACACCUAAUUUUCGAGUGCUUAUAUUGGAUUAAUCACAUGUUACAUUAUAUUGGAAAACUUCUCCAUUAGGAAAAAUUUUUUAGUUAAUAAUGAUAUCACAAACCUUUGAUAAAAUUUCUAAUCGGAAGGUAGCGCACUGAAUUAUUAUUUGGUUUCAGCUGACCUAAAUUUACCACUUACUCUCCCUAUUUCGGCUUGAUUCUACACAGCCUAUCUUCCGCUUCUUAGAGAUUUUAUGAAAGUGAAGAACCUUUUAAUAGCGUAAGUAGUUUAAAGAUAUCGUUGGUUUUGUGUAUAUUUUUUCUGCAUGUUAAUUACUAUGUGUAAGCGCAUUUAUGUAUAUAGGUAAUUUUUAAACUGCAUAAUUUUCAAUGUUAUAUUACGAGUAGUAAAUGCGCUUUACACAUCAUGUGAAAAUGUAAUGUAACAUAGUAUUGAACCAGUACAUUAAUUGUAAGCAUUAUAAUAAAGACGUAAUGGGCAAUUGGGGAGCAAAACUAAAUUAAUUUUACGUAUUUCCAUUAAGAAUGAAUAUAUAAUGUUUAUAAAUGAAAGGUUAAAAUGUUGUUAAUUGUAUACUUUUAGAUUUGUUCCUCAAUUAAAAUGUCAAUAAAAAAGGUU